Molecule: messenger RNA, 1496 nt
Organism: Ipomoea nil (Japanese morning glory)
Lineage: Eukaryota; Viridiplantae; Streptophyta; Magnoliopsida; Solanales; Convolvulaceae
Exons: 2
Coding region: 59-1312 (417 amino acids)
Source: RefSeq, a predicted model, not a curated record
UUAAAAUUCAAAACCUUAGAAUAUGUGAAUCCCCAAGCUGGCUUAAUAACCAGAGACGAUGACGAUGUCGUUGUCGUCUUUUCUGAAAAACCCUAGAAUUGUUGUUAAGUUGAGGCGACGAGCGUGGGAUCUCGAUCGGAGGUUACUAUUGCUCAUUCUCUUCCCAAUCUCUCUUCUGCUCGUCAUCGCCUCCCUCUCUCCCUUCUCCGCCGCCGUCCGGUCGAUCCUUGGCGGUUUUGCCUCGCCGCCGCCUGGGAAUGAAUCGACGACAUUGAGGCGCUCCAGGAUCGCCGUUUGCUUGGUAGGUGGGGCGCGGAGGUUCGAGCUCACCGGGCCGUCCAUUAUCCAGAAUAUUCUCGGUGUGUAUCCCAACUCUGACCUUUUUCUUCACAGUCCUUUGGAUUCGAAUGCGUACAAGCUCUCCCUGCUCAAAUCCGCCCCUAGAAUCGCCGCCGUGAAAAUCUUUAAGCCCACGCCGAUCGACGAGACCGAGGCGCGAAGGCGAGUUCUCACGGCGGCCUAUUCGCCCAAUGGCAUUCAGGGCUUGUUACAGUAUUUCAACUUGGUAGAAGGUUGCCUGACAAUGAUUGAAGACCACCAGCGUAAGAAUAACUUCACUUACGACUGGAUUAUUCGGACCCGAGUCGACGGAUACUGGUCCGGUUCCCUCAGGGAAGACCACUUCAUUCCGGGCCGGUACGUUGUCCCAUCCGGUUCAUCAUACCGGGGAUUGAACGACCGUUUCGGCAUCGGCGAUUUCAAUACCUCAACGGCGGCUCUCUCCCGCCUGUCCCUAAUCCCCCAGCUCGACGCCGCCGGAUAUAAGCUCUUGAACUCGGAAAAUGCAUUCAAGGCCCAACUGGAAACCCAGAAAGUUUCGUAUUCGGUUCGCCACGUCCCCUUCUGCGUCGUCACGAAUCAUAGGUAUGAGUUCCCUCCGUCGUCGCCGUUUUACGUGCCGGUGGCGGAGAUUUUUAGCCGGAGUCCGUUGAACGGCGCGAAAUGUAAGCCGUGCACGCCGUUCUGCGGCGGGUCGUGCGUUGGGUCGGUGAUGGGCGGGCUUGAGGACGGGUGGGGUUGGAGCGGUUGGGGUAAUGACACGUUGCGGCUUUGCGAUGCCAACGCGGAUUGGGAGGAGGGGUGGGAGAAGCUGUUUGAUCGAGGGGUUGGUAAGAAGCUGGCUUCGGCUAGGAAGCGGGUCAAGAGCUUGGAUUUUGGACGGUGUGUUAACGACUUUGAGGUGAUGAAAGGGAAAACCACUUCAUGGGUUGCUCCUCCCGAGGCCGAAAUUUGUAGCCUCGGGAUCAGCUGAUUUACCUUUUCGUAGUUCUUUAUCGACUAAAGUUAUAAUGCGAGUUUCAUCUAGCAGAUAGCUUUAAGUUACAAUUCACUUGAGUGUCAAGUUGUGCUCUUUGUGUUAGCUGUCAACUGACUUUUUGGUUUGAAUCGCGAUCACAACUGAUUUACCUUUUGGUGAUUCUUUAUUUAAGGUGUGU